UCGAGCUCGACAAACCGUCACGGAAAAGAAAAGGAAAAUAAACACCCAUCAACAUGUUCUCGAAGUCGCCAUCCUGCUAUGUAGCUUCGAAUGGAGAAUGGAGCAAGAUUUGUGGUGCGGCAUUCGUCCUGGUGCUCCUCACGGUACCGGGGGGGGGAACACAGGAGUCAGCUAGUGUGGGAGAUAAAGGAGGAGCGGAUAUCGUCGUCGCGAAAGAUGGAAGCGGCGACUUUUCUACUGUCAACGAGGCACUCGCGGCAACAUGGUCCGGCAAGAGGGAUCGGUUCACGGUCAUACUCAUCAAAUCUGGCGUGUACGAGGAGCAGCCAGUGAUGGCGGCUUCGCUACACCACGUGGCGCUGGUGGGCGAGAGGGCGGGCAGCGGCGUGAAGAUAACGUCGUCGGGCGCGGCGGGCGACUCGAGUCUGGACGAGUGCGCGACAUUCCGCCUGCUGGCGUCAGACGUGGUGGUCUCCAACAUCAUCUUCGAAAACGCGCACGGAUCGGGCGAGCAGGGCGGUGACGAGGACCAAGCUUUGGCAAUCAAGGUUGCCGGUACUCGGGUGGCCUUCUACGGCUGCACGUUCCUUGGCUACCAAGACACCCUCUACGCGGCGACUGGCUUGCAGUACUACAAGGGCUGCAACAUCCACGGGCGCAUGGACUUCGUGUUCGGCAACGCCAAGGCUGUCUUCCACGACUGCAACUUCCGCCUCGUCUACUGGGGCGGCGCGUACUUCGCGCAGGCGCGCGCCAAGGGCCAGACCACGGGGUUCGUCAUCAAGGGCGGCUCACUGCGGCCGUACGGCAAAGGGCCCAUCAAGCCUGGCUACCUCGCGCGCUCCUGGGGCGAUUACUCAACGGUCAUCUUCGUCAACACGUAUUUCGCCGCGGGAUCCGUUCGUGCAGAAGGAUGGAGUUACGUGAGCGGUUACAAGGACAUGGAUACGGUUACCUUCGGUGCAUACGGUUGCUCUGGACCAGGGUACAACGCAAGUGCAUGGGAGAUAGGGAGGGAGAUGAGCGCGGAGGAGGUGACGCCGUACUUGAGCAACGACUACAUCAACAAAAUGAACUGGAUCGCAGAUCCUGCUGCAGUAACCCGAGGCGUUGGGGGAGCCGCGCCUGCAGCCAAGAAAGGCAACAGGAAGAACAAGAAAGAAGUUGCGGGCGGUGUGACACCGGCCCAGACCUCCAGUGGCACCCAGAGGCCGCCCGCCAGGAAGACAGGCGCGGACACUGCUAAUAACGCGGACAGUGGCAAGCCAAGCAAUAGCAGCAGUUCUGGAUCUCGACGCAGCAGCAGCAGUGGAAAGGGCAAAGCGGGCAAGAAGGGAGUUGCUGAAUCUCAUCCUGCGCCAAGUGGCAGCAGCACUGGCGGGUUCUCUGAAAAGAAGAAGCAACCGGCUGAAAGCAGCGGCCCUGUUCCUGCAGCACCCGCUGGCAAGAAGGGGAGAAAGAAGAAGCAGCUUGCUGAAGCGACAACCUCCACUGUUGCACCUGCUACCGAGAAGAAGGGUAAGAAGAAGGAGCAGCCUGCUGAAGUGACGGCCCCUCCUGCUGCACCUGCCACGGGGAAGAAGGGGAAGAAGAAGGAGCAGCCUGCUGAAGUGACGGCCCCUCCUGCUGCACCUGCCACGGGGAAGAAGGGGAAGAAGAAGGAGCAGCCUGCUGAAGUGACGGCCCCUCCUGCUGCACCUGCCACGGGGAAGAAGAAGGAGCAGCCUGCUGAAGUGACGGCCCCUCCUGCUGCACCUGCCACGGGGAAGAAGGGGAGGAAGAAGGAGCAGCCUGCUGAAGUGACGGCCCCUCCUGCUGCACCUGCCACCGGGAAGAAGGGGAAGAAGAAGGAGCAGCCUGCUGAAGUGACGGCCCCUCCUGCUGCACCUGCCACCGGGAAGAAGGGGAAGAAAUCUGCUGUGAAUGCCACCGCUCCUGCACCUAGUGAUGGAAAAAAAGGACAAAAGGCUUCUGGGGAAGAAUCAGCUCCUCCCACCCCACCUGCUGGGAAGAAAGGGAAGAAGGAGCCGCCUGCUGAUAGCUCUUCCCCCUCUGCUCCUCCAGCUGGAAAGACAGGGAAGAAGGCGGAUCAACCUGCAGAUGCAACAAGCCCUCCUGCGCCCCCUGCAGCAAAGAAGAAGGGAAAUGGAGGAAGCAGCACUGGUAGUGGUGCUCCUGACACAGUAAGUGGUGCAAAAGGCAAGAAGAAAGUGACUCAGCCGCCCCCUGCUUCUGAGAACCCUGAUAGCAGCAGCAGCAGCGGUGGGGAAGCGCCGGGGUCGAGUGCAGGUGGGACGGAAGAGAAGUCGACGAAGAAGAGGAAGGGGCUGUUCGGUAGGAACAAGAAGGAUGAAAGUGGUGGUGGGGAUAGCAGCAGUGACGGUGGAGGGGAGGGCGAACCAAGUGCUGAAGAUGGAGCGAGCGGGGGGAAUGGGACGGCCCCAGAGAGCAAGGGCAGAGUGAAGAAGCUGUUCAAAAAGCUGUUUGGUUGAGGGGCGGGCAUCUCGGUGGGAAAGACAUUUCAUUUAGAGGAGCAAGGGAGAGGGGCAGGCAUGGUUGGAGAGGAGAGAAGAGUGUAUUAGUGGGAUUGAGAGUCCCCUUACUGACCUCCUCAGAGCCAUCUCCCACACACAUACACUCAUAGGACCUAGGGCUUCCCUGUCACACCUGCAGCUGUUGCUUGAGUGGAUUGCCUUGCAGCUUACACUCACAAGUUGACUUAGUUACUGCUGUCUCACACUCGUAUUGUAUCCAUUAACCCACAAACC
This is a messenger RNA of Closterium sp. NIES-67, 2768 nucleotides long. NCBI's taxonomy places the organism in Eukaryota, Viridiplantae, Streptophyta, Zygnematophyceae, Desmidiales, Closteriaceae. The record is from the annotation of a GenBank genome assembly.